GCGUCACUUCCCGCGCGCCGCACUCGCAACGCGCUGCGGGUGGCACCGAGGCGGCAGCGGCCUGGCGGCAGCCAGUCUCCAAAACCCACCAUGGAUUAUCUCUCUAAACCCGGGUACCUCACUGUCAUUGCCGGAGUCGCGUGCGGAAUGUGCCUGGGAUGGGGCAUUCGCGGGAGGCUCUUACGGCAUUCCAAAGCCAGAUCGACUGCGGCUGCGGGCAACCUGGGGAGUGAAGCAAACAUCAUGGGAGAGUCCGGGGAGUUCAAGAUGGUGCUGAUCGUCCGCAAUGAUUUGAAGAUGGGAAAGGGUAAAGUAGCAGCACAGUGUUCCCAUGCUGCUGUCUCCGCCUACAAGCAAGUUCAGAGAAGAAACCCUGAACUCCUGAAACAGUGGGAGUACUGCGGGCAGCCUAAGGUGGUCCUCAGAGCUCCGGAUGAAGAGACUCUGAUCCAACUCCUGGCUGAUGCUAAACAGCUCGGACUGACCGUGAGCUUAAUACAAGACGCCGGUCGUACUCAGAUAGCUCCAGGCUCCCAGACAGUCCUUGGUAUCGGACCGGGACCAGCUGAUGUAGUAGAUAAAGUUUCUGGUCACCUGAAACUCUUCUAAACCAGGGACCAAAGGAAGCUGAAUGAGUUGAUGUGUAUCGGUACUGAAGGGAUAAACCCCCAAGUUGGGGGAUUUUUCCAUAUAUUCUCUCAGUAUGAAUAAAGUUAUCAGCUUUUUGUAAAA
Tyto alba (common barn owl) is the source of this 732-nucleotide messenger RNA. RefSeq names its product peptidyl-tRNA hydrolase 2 (gene PTRH2). Gene Ontology annotation, molecular function: peptidyl-tRNA hydrolase activity. The coding region runs from base 91 to 609 and encodes 172 amino acids. The record is from RefSeq and is a predicted model, not a curated record. The transcript has 2 exons. Lineage: Eukaryota; Metazoa; Chordata; Aves; Strigiformes; Tytonidae. Gene Ontology annotation, biological process: positive regulation of anoikis; negative regulation of anoikis. Gene Ontology annotation, cellular component: cytosol; mitochondrion.